UGGCCAAAGGGGAUCAUCACCCUGGGGCCUGGAGAAUCCGCCAGGCAGGUGGUCCUGAAGAAGAUCCAGGAGCUCUCUGAUUUGGACCACCGAGACCCCUUCAUGGUAGCUGACUUGGGCAUACUGGCCAGUCGCCAUCAGGUCUUCUGCCAGGCCCUGCCAAGGGUCUCGCCCUUCUAUGCAGUGAAGUGUAACAACAGCCCCUGGGUGCUGCGUGUUGUGGCGGCCCUGGGUACCAGCUUCGACUGUGCCAGCCAGGUGGAGCUGAAGCAGGUGCUGAGCCUGGGCGUGGCCCCCUCAUGCAUCAUCUACGCCAACCCCUGCAAGCCUGUCUCCUACCUCCAGUAUGCUGCCCGCCACAGGGUGCAGCUCCAGACCUUUGACAGUGAGGAGGAGCUGACCAAGGUGGCCCAGCACCACCCCAAGGCCAGGCUGGUCCUCCGGCUGUGGACCAAUGACAGAGAGAGCACCUUCCCCCUGAGCGCCAAGUUUGGGGCCAGCCUGGAGGUACGCGAACACCUGCUCAAGUCCGCCCGAGACCUGGGGUUGGCUGUGGUCGGAACCAGCUUCCAUGUGGGCUCGAGCUGCCAGAAUCCCCAAAAGUUCACACAGGCCAUUGCCAACUGCCGGCGCGUGUUCGAGAUGGGCCGUGGGGUUGGGCAUGACAUGAGCCUCCUGGAUAUCGGAGGGGGCUUCCCUGGAGAGGAGGGCUCCAAACCUGAGUUUGAGAAGAUGGCCAGAGUGAUCAAUGCUGCCCUGGCCCAGCACUUCCCCGAGGAGACUGGUGUUGAGGUCAUCGCAGAGCCUGGUCGCUUCUACGUGGCAUCUGUCUGCACAGCUGCUGUCAACAUCAUUGCCAAGAAGGCUGUGCUGGAGCCUGGAGGCUACCGGAAACUGUUGUACUAUAUCAACGAGGGACAUUACGGCACCUUCCGUGUCUUCCUCAGGGAGCCAGUGCCCAGGACGCCCAUUGUGGUGAAGGAAUUCUGCUCAGAGCAGCCCACCUUCCCCUGCAUCCUCUAUGGUCCCACAUGUGAUGCCGGUGACAAGCUGUUCAUGGACGAAGUGCAGUUGCCUGAACUGGAUGUGGGCGACUGGCUUAUUUUUCCCUCCAUGGGCGCCUACACGUCCGUCAUGAGCUCCACUUUCAAUGGCUUUCUGCCUGCCUCCAUCCACUAUACCAUGGAACCUGCACUCAGGAGCCUGCUGGAGACAGCGCCUUAGUCUGGGACAUGGCAGAAUUAAAGGGCUCCAGACACCUGGCUUCUGCAAAUGGUCCUUCCUAUCUAUCAGAGUCAGCCCCACCAAUCUUGCUGCUGCCUCUACCACUCAGCCAAGACCAGAGGAAUCUUCCAUCAUCCUUGGGAUAAAGAGAUUUCUUCCUCGGAAAUCUGAGAAGGGAAGGGCUGCAGGUGCCAUCCGAGGAAGCCAGGAGGGUCAGGCAGCGUUCAGAUUGUGUGUGUUAGUAAUUCGUCUUC
Hipposideros armiger (great roundleaf bat) is the source of this 1478-nucleotide messenger RNA. Its product is annotated as ornithine decarboxylase-like. Gene Ontology annotation, cellular component: cytoplasm. The annotation marks the transcript as partial. The record is from RefSeq and is a predicted model, not a curated record. The transcript is spliced from 10 exons. Lineage: Eukaryota; Metazoa; Chordata; Mammalia; Chiroptera; Hipposideridae. Gene Ontology annotation, molecular function: catalytic activity.